This is a messenger RNA of Drosophila kikkawai, 2355 nucleotides long. It is a transcript of the gene sinu, whose product is annotated as sinuous. Gene Ontology annotation, biological process: regulation of tube size, open tracheal system; septate junction assembly. The record is from RefSeq and is a predicted model, not a curated record. Gene Ontology annotation, cellular component: membrane; septate junction. NCBI's taxonomy places the organism in Eukaryota, Metazoa, Arthropoda, Insecta, Diptera, Drosophilidae.
CCCAUCCCUAGUCCACACCCAAAGCCAGCAACCAAACAAACACAUUCCUCGAGGAAAACAGAGAAAUUCACUGAAUUUCGAACUCAAAGCAUGCAAAAAUCGUCCCACUUUGCACGCGAGGAUUCCCAGGAGCACCUGCCCAGCAGCCAGACCCACAACACGGUGAACAUGAAGCGGCGCACCCUCUCCGGAAGCUGUGGCGUUGGCGUCUUCGUCUUCGCGUUCGCCUUCAUUGUGAUUGCCUUUGCAACGCCCAGUUGGUUGGUGAGCGAUUAUCGCAUCACGGGCGCCAAGCUGGACCGUUUGGGGCUUUGGGUGAACUGCUUCCGUUCGCUGCCGGACGUGAACGAUGACAGCCAGCGGCGGUUCUUUGUGGGCUGUCGCUGGGUCUACGAUCCCUUCACCACGGGCUACGAUGAAAUCAGGGGCUUCCUGCUGCCCGCCUUCAUGAUAGCCACCCAGUUCUUCUACACGCUGGCCUUCAUCGGGAUGCUGGUAAGUGCCAUCGGAGUGCUGAUCUUCUUCCUGUGUGCUGGCCCCGAUCAGAAGCACUUCAUCACGCUCAUCCGAUCGGUGGGUUAUGUGCUCCUUGGCUCCGGCGUGAGUGCAGCCAUUGCCGUGAUUGUGUUUGCCUGUUUUGGCAAUCGGAAUGGUUGGAUGCCGGAGCAUGCAAACAAUUGGUUUGGCUGGUCCUUCGUCCUGGCCUGCGUGGGCACGGUCUUCACCUUUGUGGCCGCCACCUUGUUCCUCAGCGAAGCUCAUGUCCAGCAGCGGAAGCGGGUGCAGUUCAAGGAGUCGCAGACGCGAUUCGAGCUGGUACGCGGAUAGUUGCGGACGCAGCAACUAGCACACAUUUGCACUAAGGAAAACAAGAAUCUACAAAGACAAAUUUCAGAGAAAAAAGAAACAAAAACAUUCCGUCCCCACGAAGAAUUCUCACAUUCUAACAAUUGCAGUCGAACUUGAACAAGUAGGAACUGUAUGCUAGCCAAGCUCUACAGAAGCUUUUUUAUUAUUUGUUUCCUGGUUAAAAAUUAGCAUUAUUUUGUGUUAAAUGUAUGAAUCUCAUAUGCAAUUGGCCAUAAAGUGAAAUAGUUUAUUGAAAUCUAAGAAAAUCUUAAGGAAAAUUGGAAUUCUAAUUGAUUAACUUCAAGAAAGUGUAAUUUUUAUAUGAUAGAUACUCCGAAAAAAGAAAUUUUCCUGUUCAGAAGAUUACAAAUCAACAAAGAAAGGUUUCAUAAAACUUAAAAUUACUUAAAUUAAAAUACAUGUAUUGUUUUUGUCUCAAAUUCAAAAUGUUAUAACAAAUCAUAGAAUAUUUUGAGUUAUCUUUGUAAUCCUUCAAUUCAAUCUGUUAAUGUCAAAAUAUCUUAAGCUAGGUUAACAUUUUAUAUACCCAAAAAACAUAUCGAAUAUUUAUUCCAAAUAGUUUAGAGUUCCAUUUAGAGAAGUUCGACUGUAAAGUUUAGGUUUUUAGUUAAAAAAGUUUAUGCAAUUGACAGACAAAACACAGUCAUCCCUUCAGUAUAUUCAGAAUAUUCAGUUUAUGGUACUUAUCAAUCAUCCAUCCAAUCGACCAGAACAAUUCCAGACGAAGACUGAAUGUUUUUCCGAAUAUGAAAAGCACAUCGAUGCACAGCAAGCAACCAUCAAGGGAAAGACGCUCAAACAGAUGACGCAUAAGUAGAGUAAAAUGCGAUAAUAUUUGCAUAACAAUUUUCGCUCAAUUAACGCCCAGAGACAACAACCAGACACAGCCAUUCCCCUACAGCAAAAUGUACCUACCAUUUACUUUACUUUACUUUUUUUUUGCAAAGUCGCAGGCUAGUCGGAAACUAGCAACGAAAUAUUACACUCGUGCCUUAAUUAGAGAGAGAGAUAACUAUUUUGGUAUAGUUUAUAGUGCCUAAAUACAAAUUAUAAUUAUUGUUAGUGAUACCUGACCUGAUGACCGACUACCUGCGACCUGCAACCACACCCAAAAGAUCUAUUGGAUUGCAUAAACUUGUGCUAAGCAUAGUGCCUUAGUUAAGUGACCCAGAGAAAGCUAAGCGAAUCACAUUCGUCCCUUAACUUUAAGCAAUAAUCAUUCCCUUUUUACUCGAAUAUAACGCACACGACUACCUACCUUCUUUUGAAGGUAACUUAGAAUCUGUAUUAGUAUUUAUCCGUCCUCUGCACAAUGCUUUACAAAACUUGUAUUUGUAGCAUAUUCUGAACCAGGAAUUUAGCAAUGUAUUAAAAGCAAAAAACAAACGUCUUUUAAACCAUAUACAAUUUAAUAUUUGUAACGUCUUUUAUGUACAAACGACUUGUAGCUAAAGCGAAGAAAAAUAAAGUUUUUAUUGUAUACAA